This is a messenger RNA of Haliotis rufescens (red abalone), 1229 nucleotides long. RefSeq lists its product as uncharacterized. The record is from RefSeq and is a predicted model, not a curated record. The transcript is spliced from 9 exons. NCBI's taxonomy places the organism in Eukaryota, Metazoa, Mollusca, Gastropoda, Lepetellida, Haliotidae. Gene Ontology annotation, cellular component: membrane. Gene Ontology annotation, molecular function: calcium ion binding. The coding region runs from base 109 to 1200 and encodes 363 amino acids.
UAUCUGGCAAAGAUGGUGAGGGCAUGAGACUAACGUUUAAAUGACCUAGAAGAAGAAUUAUCUCAAGAAUAUUACUGUCAUUUCAAUUUGUUCACGGGGCAUUUCAAAAUGGCGGCGAUAUGGUAUUCCACAUGUUUUCUGGCUGCAGUUAUUCUUUCUGUCAAUGGAGCGAGCCAGUUUUCGCCUAUCGUAGAUCGCCAUCCGAGUAUGGAAUUCGUCUCAGGAUACAACGGAAGCGUGACGUUUGAGGCUCUGAUGCCCGGCAACGUGUCGAUAAACACUUCUUCCGACCACUCCCUCUACUACAAGGACGUCGACCUCAUCAACAUAAUCAGGCUGGUGAACGCCACCCCACCUAUUUGGGACGAUUAUGGGACAUAUGGCUACGUUGGGGCCUUCUUGGGACUUCAGAAAAUAUCUGUCUUCAUCCACGCUAAGGACUCUGAGGGCCGUGCCAUGACGUACACCGUGGUAGCUGGGGACCUCCCCGUGGGGAUAAGUCUGGACCCCCUCACUGGUGAACUGAAGGGGGUGGCCCCCGACCUUGACGCCACCUACGUUGUUACCGUCCGUGCGACUAACGCCCUGGGCGCCUUCGCAGACGCAAUCUUCAAAUUUGCUGUCAAGAAUUCCCAUGUCUGCAUGAACAGCCCGUGUCAACAUGAGGGCACCUGCGAAGAAAAUCACGGAAUACUCCGAUGUGACUGUCUUCAUCCGUAUGGCGGGACAUUGUGCGAGCUGAACUGCACAGGUAAUGCACUGGGAGUAUCUCAAAGUGUGAAGGCUGUCCAUGAUGCGCAGAUGUCGGCGUACCUCACCUCCUCCACGUAUAACGCUUCCGACGGGAGGCUCGAGGGGAAGGGAUGGCGCGGAACUGGGGAGCUCUCCUGGCUCCAGAUCGAUCUAGGCAACCAGACAUUGAUCCACGGCGUGCAGAUGCAAGGCGUGAACAGCGAUUACUACACUUCCAUGUUCCUAGUCCAGUAUAGCCUGGACGGCCGGCAUUUCCACAACUAUACCAACCCGUUCAGUGGUGUCGUUGAGGAACUUGUGGGCUCUACCUCGACUACAGUGAUCACAAGCUACCUUGGCAGGACGACUCCGCUGGUGACCCGCUUCGUGAGACUGCUUCCCACAGACUGGAAAAAGUCGCUCCUGCCAGCCAUGCGUGUGGAACUGCUGGGCUGUCAUCUGUACUAGAUCUACAUACAAAUAAUACCGCUCCAUGA